Molecule: messenger RNA, 2552 nt
Organism: Pomacea canaliculata
Lineage: Eukaryota; Metazoa; Mollusca; Gastropoda; Architaenioglossa; Ampullariidae
Product: methionine aminopeptidase 1-like
Exons: 13
Coding region: 41-1177 (378 amino acids)
Biological process (GO): proteolysis
Molecular function (GO): metalloaminopeptidase activity
Source: RefSeq, a predicted model, not a curated record
CAAGGGAAGUCACUUUCGCGUUUCUUGUUGUUCAGGGAAGAUGGCGGCGGCUGUCCUCGCUAAAGUUUGUGAAACCCCAGGUUGCACCAGUGAAGCAAAGCUUCAGUGUCCAACCUGUGUCAAACUAGGCAUCCAAGGAUCCUACUUUUGCUCACAGACAUGUUUCAAAGGGUCUUGGAAUGAACACAAACAGAUUCACAAGAAAGCAAAAGAGACCCAAGAUGACAAGAAAAAUGGCUACAAUCCUUGGCCUGGUUUCCACUAUACUGGCGAGUUGCGACCCUACCCUGUGACACCAAAAAGGACAGUGCCAGACUAUAUCCCUCGACCUGAUUAUGCUGACCAUGCUGAAGGUGUCCCUGUCAGUGAACGUCAAUUACGAGGCUCAACAAACAUCAAGCAGUUGGAUGAUGAAGAACAAGAAGGCAUGAGAGUUGUAUGCAAGCUUGCUAGGGAGAUUCUGGACUGUGCUGCCAAUGCCCUAGCAGCAGGAGUGACCACGGAUGAAAUUGACAGACUUGUACAUGAGGCUACGAUAGACAGAGAGUGCUACCCAUCACCCUUAAAUUAUUAUCAGUUCCCUAAAUCAUGCUGCACGUCUAUCAAUGAAGUCAUUUGCCAUGGGAUUCCUGACAUGAGGCCUCUACAGAAUGGAGAUAUCAUAAACAUUGACAUUACUGCAUAUCACCAGGGGUUUCAUGGUGAUUUGAAUGAAACCUUCUUUGUGGGUGAAGUAGAUGAAGCUAGUAAACGGCUUGUCAAAACCACAUAUGAAUGUCUUAAAUUGGCCAUAGAUGAAGUAAAACCAGGUGUGCGCUAUCGAGAGAUGGGAAACAUAAUUCAGAAACAUGCCCAGGCACAUGGCUACUCUGUGGUGAGAAGCUAUUGUGGCCAUGGUAUCCACCAACUGUUUCACACUGCACCAAGUGUACCUCACUAUGGAAAGAACAAAGCCAUUGGAGUAAUGAAACCUGGUCACACAUUUACAAUAGAGCCAAUGAUUUCAGAAGGAACAUGGCGAGAUGAGAUGUGGCCUGAUAAUUGGACAGCUGUGACUCAAGAUGGGCGACGGUCAGCACAGUUUGAGCACACACUUCUGGUGACAGAUACAGGCUGUGAAGUUCUUACACGACGCCUAGACGGCAGUGCGCAGCCCCACUUCAUGGAUGCUCUGUGAUUUGCUAGAUUCUGUAUUUUGCAGAUUUGAAACUUACAGGACUCCACACCUGAAGCUUGUGUGAUCAGAUGUUUUGCCUUUAUAAUGUAACUGAGUUUUGGCAAAAAACAUAGUACUUACUGUGAGUGGCCAUGUUGCAUUAGAGGCAAUUUUUGAGAGGUCAUCUGUGGUUUUAAAAUGAUUGCUCAGUCUUGUUUAUAUUCAAUCAGUUGUUAUGUAAGCUAUUGUCUCAUUUCAGGAUUGUAUGAUGGGGGAGGGGUUUUCAAUCUUGUAAAUUUAUUUUGCAAGAGCUUUAAAUGGACUUUAUUUUCUCAUCUUGUUUUUUUUUCCAUCUCAUUUUUCACUUCUAGGCGAUGGACUGGAAGGAGGCAGUUGUCUAAGCAUGUGUCUGUUUAAUGAACUAAACUCUUUUUCCCUUGCUGGGAUAUAAGAUGUUAUUCCUUUUGACUAGAGGUGGCCUUCAGUAAAGUCUGUUAUAAAUAUCUACUGAUAUAGAUAGGAAUGCUGUACAGAAACUGGCAAGCCAGAAAUCAAAGAGUUUUGAUAGAUUACUACUCUAUCAGGAGGUGGACUCAGUGCAAUGCUUGACCGACUGGUUGGCCAGUUAUGUGGGAUGCAUCUGGCAGGGUAUACUUUCAUGUGAAACUUUUCCGAAUAACUUCUAAACUAUAAUCCUUUAGAUUUUCUUUUGACCACUCAGCAUACAAACAUCAUUCCUGCAUGCUAUAUCAGGAUACACAUAGUACUUAAAUAAAAUCUCAUCCUUCUUGCUCGCUAAUACAUUUAGCAGAUGUUUUAUAUUAAUCUGCAGGGCAAAAUGCUCUGCUUGAGACUGUGUAGAGUAAAAAUGAAAUGCAUGGAAUAAGACAUAGUUGAGUUUGUAUUUUAUGGAGGAGCUCUUUGACACACAAAAGGUGCAACACUACCUUGCCUUGCCAAAUAGCUUGUCACAGUAGUGUUGAUAUAUCUUCAGUGUCACUGGCUGAAGCUAUUGACUAGAGGCAAUUACCUCCCCUCCAACUCAACUCACCUAGCAUCUGAGACGGGUGUGUGCCUAAAGACCUUGUUUAGUAGCUAUUCCCAGGGCAGCUUUACCUCUGGUCUGUAGCUACAGCAUCAGAAGUGGAAGGUUCUUCUCUUGUAUCUUCCAUUACUUUCUCUCCUCUGUCGACACCAAUGUAGUCCAAUUUUGCAUCUUUUGCCAAUAGUGAAAAUUGGAGGUCCAGGAUUUAGACCGGAUCUUUUAAAUGCUGUUCUUUAACAGUAGUUGAGAAGGCCUGCCUUUCCCCCCCUUUUUAUCAUUGUAUUUUAUGUGUGAGUUUGCAUGCAUCUUGUGUAUCUGUGCAAGAACAAUUAAAACAUUGAGUGAGAGAGA